Molecule: messenger RNA, 531 nt
Organism: Nelumbo nucifera (sacred lotus)
Lineage: Eukaryota; Viridiplantae; Streptophyta; Magnoliopsida; Proteales; Nelumbonaceae
Source: the annotation of a RefSeq genome assembly
AUGGAUUUACCUGGGCCAAUACAUGAUUUUCUUUUAGUAUUUCUGGGAUCAGGUCUUAUAUUAGGGGGCCUAGGAGUAGUAUUACUUACCAAUCCAAUUUAUUCUGCCUUUUCAUUAGGAUUGGUUCUUGUUUGUAUAUCCUUAUUCUAUAUACCAUCGAACUCUCAUUUUGUAGCUGCUGCCCAGCUUCUUAUUUACGUGGGAGCCAUAAAUGUCUUAAUCAUAUUUGCUGUGAUGUUCAUGAAUGGUUCAGAAUAUUACAAUGAUUUCCAUCUUUGGACCAUUGGAGAUGGAGUCACUUCAUUGGUUUGUACAAGUAUUUUUUUUUCACUAAUUACUACUAUCCUAGAUACGUCAUGGUAUGGGAUUAUUUGGACUACAAGAUCAAACCAGAUUAUAGAACAGGAUUUGAUAAGUAAUGGUCAACAAAUUGGAAUUCAUUUAUCAACAGAUUUUUUUCUUCCAUUUGAACUCAUUUCUAUAAUUCUUUUAGUUGCCUUGAUAGGUGCAAUUGCUAUGGCUCGUCAGUAA